GGUGUCCUGCUCGGUGCAUGUGCUCUCUGUAGGGGCCCAGUCAGACGCGAAGAGACCAAGGAACAGAGGCAGGAACAGGAAUAUCCUCCUGUCAGUGCCACGACGCUGACACACCACACUCUCCGGCAGGGCAGCCUCUGCUCCGAUAAUAAGCAUCCUAUGCUAUUCAGCUCAAGAUGGCGGUGCAGGCAGCGGAAAAGGACGGAAUAGUGUUGCAGACCGUUGAGGAUGACCACCUGAACGACUCGCCGGGGAACCCUGGCCUCAUCUCACCUGACAAGGAGGAUAUAGCACGUCUCCUGACUGUGCCAUUCAACGGGCGGAUCCGGGGCGGCAUGCGGCCAGGGAAGAAGAUCAUAGUGAUGGGCAUUGUCGACCUGGAGCCAGACAGCUUUGACAUUAGCCUGACUUGUGGCCGGGACUCGGAGAAGGAGGAGCCUCCACAUGACGUGGCCCUGAAACUGACUGCCCGCUUCUCUGACCGCCAGUUCCUAAGCAGCGCCCGUGUCUCUGGAAAAUGGGUUGGGGAGGAGGCAUCCACCUCCUACUUUCCCUUCAUCCCUGAUCAGCCUUUUAGGAUUGAGAUCCACUGCGAGCACCAGAGGUUCCGGAUAUUCGUGGACGGACACCAGCUCUUUGACUUUUAUCACAAAGUAAAAUCUUUGCCCGCUAUCGACACAGUACGGAUACAAGGUGAUCUACAGAUCACCAAGCUGGGUUAACUUCCCGCUCCUCCUGUUUCUGCAAGUGAGUGUGAAGCAAGGACUCGAUCAAAGAAGACCACGCGCGCACACACACACACACACACACAGUACACGCCUGUUACGUCAUUGUCCGUUACCCAUCAUGCAACACGGCAGAGACAAAGCAACUGGAAAAGGGCUCCGGCUGUGACAAGUUAGAGUUCAUUCACUUCUUUUCAUUCCUUUAUAUUUAAUCGGGAUCUGAUAUGAUGAAGCUUUGAUGGGGAAUGUGUUCGCUCCAUUUUCAGGUUUUUCCUCUUCGUAGCCACAGUUCUGUCAGUUCAGGGAUCUUAUGGUUUAUUAAUAGCAACUUCAUGGUGAAUCCUUUUGGGAUGCUCAGGCAGAAGCAGGUGUCAAGAACACUUAAGUGAUGGGAACAUAAUGAGGAUAUCAUAGAAACGAGUUGAUCUGGAACAAACUAAUAUGAUGACAAAAUGUUGAUUAUGGAAGAAUCUCAAAUUCCAGUGGCUGAUUAAAAGUUUGAACUCUGCACUUCAAUUCUGGCCAUGUUAACGUCUUCCAAAAGUUUGUUGAUGGACUGUUAAAUGUCUGUGAUUAAGAUUAAAAGCAAAGGAUACUAAAAGAAACUGAUUAAAGGUGACAAAUAUUCUGUCAAAUGACGCAGUAUCAGACUUAAGAGGCGCUUACAUAAUGAAUCUUAGGUUCAAAAACAGGAUUUUUCAAGUUCUACUUAUUCCAGUUAUCGUCUAAAAGUCGUUUUCUGAUCUGAUCACAGUGGAGUGCAGAGUUACACCCUGUUUUCUCCAUAGGGUAUUCCCCUGUGAUCCCUUGAGUUGUCAUGGCAACACGCCGCAGACUCAUCGACCUAAUUUCCCAAAAUUGAGGAUUACGUCAUGAAUCGUCCCAUGCUGUACUCUCUGUGUGUUGGUACUUAUUUUAGGCAUCGCUGCAGCCGUUCUCAUGUAGAGGGAAUGUCCCGGCAUGAAGUCGAAUUCUGACUGUUUUCUUUGAUGGGCAAGAAUAUUUUCAAAUUAGUUUUAGAAUAUGAUUUUUCAUGCAAGCCUCAUCUGAAAUUGUACUCUAAACCAGUAUGCAAGUUAUUCUCAUAAAAAAAAAAGCACUGGUUUUGAAGAAACGGUGCUGUCAGGUGUGUGCUGAGCAAAAAACGAAACUAAAAUCCUUAAGUCACAUCCAGUUGCAGCAAGUCUUUUUGAGGCAGGAUCAGAUCCUGAUGGUAUUUUGAAUGUAAAGUAUCCAUGUUUCUAUAGUAGCGUAGGAGAUAUAGUGAUGCACAACAUGAUGAAGUUAAUGUCACAGUUUGUUGGUGGUCCGUUUUCAGUCCUACAGUAUGUCUUGUGUGUUUUAUGGCUUUUUAAAAUUGUUUACUGAAUCAUUCCAGGUAGAUGUCAUGGAGCAGGUCCAUCUGUGUUUAAUUCAGCCAGCAGGUCUAAUAAUUGUAAACAUUUUUGUGUCUUAAAUUCAUUACAUAGUUUUGUCUCCAUAACCCCACCCCCUUCACACAGCAUGUCUUAUCCUUUAACGAGGCAGAAAGGAAGUUAUAACAAACACACUGUAACAGUCGAGAUUAGUUCGAAGCAUAACGCACAGUAUCACAAGUUCUUAAGCUGCUCUGUUUACACCUCAGUCUGUGUCAGUGCUCAGUUUACUUUGAGAACAUCUUAGAGUACUUUGCAUUAGAAUUUCACUGCAUUGAUUUUUUUUUUGGUACCACUUUUCAACAAAGGGUUUAUAAGAUGUAACCUUUGGCAUCAUUAGGUCUGCAACUAACUUUUUUUCCAUUAUCAAUUACUGGACAGGCUAUUUUCACAAUAAAUGACAUUUUUCAAAAUGUUGAUAGAUUAUUGAACUACAUGGCAGUUACCUCACUUUUAUAACAUUAAAUCAACUAGUGGUUGCAGCUUAAGGCUUUAGAAAUGAAUAGUAACUCUGUAAAAUGAUAUAGGUUCUCUUAAAAUGUGAAAAUAAGAAGAACUUGCCUAUUAGUUUUUUCCCUUGUGUUAGGUAAUUAUGCUUUCAUUAGUGUUGGAAAACCUUUACUUAUGAAAACCUUUUCUUAUGAAGCUAUGAGUGGUAGUUAUAACAUAAAAGAAUCCUGAAUUUCUUACUAAACAAUAAUGGAUCACCUUCUCAGCUGUCAGAGCAGGCUUAUAAAACAAAGGAGUUUCAAAGGCAAUUGAGCAUAUCAUUUUCUUACACAAAGUUGUUCCUGUAAUUGCAACUUACAUUAUUAAAAUAUUCAUUAGGGUAGACACAUUUUAUCUGUCGCAUCUUAUAACGCCUUUUUUUUUUUUUUUUUUUUUUUUUUUUUUUUUUUUUAAGAGAGGUGACGUUUUAGAAAGCUAGAAAUACCAACACAACUUCAACUGGGUAUGAGAAACUGUGACCAUAUUUGGUUACUGAGGUUAUCGUUCACAUCAAGCAGAGAAUUUGAUGCAUACUUUUCAGUGCUGCCAUGUUUUUGGACAUUUGUUCUUUCAGUCUUUCAGCCAAUCAGGGUUUCCCGUCUCGUUCUUUCUGCUGUGAAUUUUGGAGUAAGCCAUGACAUCUUGAGACAUGAAGAGGUUAAGUAAUUAUCAUCGUUACUUUGAUAUAGCAAUAAGUUUCACUGCUCCUGGACUGACGGCUCUGGAGCGAAACUUGUUUUCUCCUGGUUGGUCAGACAGGGUCUUCCUUGUUUUCUCUUGGCAGCCGCUGGUUUAUUUUUGUCACACGCAGGAAACGGGUACAGUUAGUUAUGAAGGGAAGUGCAGUUUGGGAGAGAUAUGAGCCAGUGUGACGCACCAUUACUCCAGUAUUACAUCCAAACAGAAGUGUACAAAAAUCCAGUAACAAUUGUGUCUGAAGGGUGUGUUUGUGUUUUCUUUCUAUAAACUGGUGACUAUACAUUUGCAACACUACAUUUUCGACAAUCUUCCUUUAACAAUAUGUUAAUAUUACCCAUGUUAAGUUGUGAUCAUCACUCAGCAGUGUGUGUAAACGGUGUAAUGUAGGUUUUUGGCGUCAGUAUUGUUUUUGUUUGGAGCUUUGCAGGAGGGAGAUGAGCAAUUCAAGACUUCUGAAUUAAAGGGCUCUAAUCAGGGAGGGUUUUGUGUUUGUGUGAGUGAGUGUGUGGGGAUCUGAGCUGCCUAUGUGUUUACUUGACAUAGAGCAGUGUAUAGCAAAUUAUGUUGGGACUAUUUUGAGUUUUCAGAAACGGUGUGUUUGAGGUUUUCUGCACAGGUGGUGUUGUGGUGCAGGUACAUCAGCUGGCACGGUACUCCAGCUUACUUAUUAGGUACUGGCACACUUUAAAAAAAUAAAAAAAUAAAUAAAAAAGGUUGUUCUUUUAAAGAAGCAGAGUGUGGGAUUUAGAAGCUACUCGUGGUGAACUUGCAACCAUCUUUUUUCCGUAAAGUGCCCCUUUCAAGCUUUGGUCGCUGCAAAACUGUCAAAAGAAUCCCAAAGAUUCUCUAUGGUGUCAGUCUUUGGUUCGGAAAGAGCUGCUGGACUCCAUGGACGAGGACCGGUUCCCUCACACACACUGCCAAUAGACGCCUCUAACUCCUACACGCUGGUCAUUUAAGGGACUCACAGCUCAUAUUCUAACAAAAAACACCCAGCCUCGGUACAUGUGCUUAGAAAACCUCACUAUGUUUUAGAGUUGUUGUGGUACCAAUACCAGUAUCUGUAUCGGCCUCAUGAUAAUGCCUCAAAUGUUGUAUUGGGUAUCAUUGAGUAUUCCAAUCAACGCUGCAACCUGACAACAUCAUUUAUCGGCCCUCCAAAAACUCACUGAAUUCAGGUAAAGGUAGCAAAACGUCAACAAUCAGUGUUUCUCCACCAGUAUAUUAUGUUUAUUUUUUCUCCUAUCGAUGCAACUGUUGAUAUUGGCCAAUAAAAAGUCUAAGAAUCUGAAGCAGGAAGUAAAAAUGGUAUCAGAACUUCUCUAAAAGCAUUUGUGUUUCAUCCUUAAAAUGAUGUUUGAAACAACAGGCCCCAGUUCCUGAUCCCUUGUCUUUUCAAGAACAACUCUAUAAGAAAUAAUAAUUCUUCUUUUUAACUCUUGUUUUAAUUUUUCUCAAGCCAUUUGGAAAGGCAACUGAAUGUUAUUCUCCUUCUGAUUGUAAUCUAUUGAUGAAAUCCCAGCUCUUUGUGUGUGUUUUAAUAAAAGGUGAAGCAGACCCCCCCCCCUCCUCUUCCUACCUGAAAGUAAAAAUGAAGAGUGAUUUAAGAGGAACAUGACCCUGCUCAUGGACUUAGGAUGUAUAUAUUUUGGACCUUGGUCUCCUUUUUAACAUCAGGCUGAUUUACCAGCAGAAAGUAUUUUGUUGUGCAUGUAAGCUACCUGGCAUUUUGUAAACAUGAAAGGUUGAGGUUUUAUAUUGUCAGUGUUUGGUCCAUUUAAGCAUGCUCUUUCUUUAAUGCCAUCAACUGUGUAAGGCGUGUUUUUUAGGGCGGAUUCCCCCUUGUGGUCCCAUUUUAUGUUUCUUCUGUUCAGCCUAGUAUUUAUGGAGGUUACGGUUUACCACAUGAUGAACUUUGACCAAACUAACCCUUUAUGGACCAAUCGUUUAAGUCGAGCUUUUCUUUUCUGUGCAAGACUUUAAUGACUUUCAAAAAAGUGCUAAAACAUACAUGACUGAUGUAAGAACGGCCACAUCAUGAUAUCCAUAUACGGUAUGAAGUGUCUGAGUAGAAGUAGGCUGAAAUGUUGCUAAUGUGUUGUGUGGUUGUACAAUCAUGCUAUUAUUUCUAUUUAUUACAGUGUAACCAGCAGGGUUGUGUGUGGUAACGUCAUGCCUACUGUAUUGGUAACGUGCUCAUUUUUGGCUGACGUUUAUAUGAAGGCAUCUUGAAAGUAGAGUUUUUUUUAUAAUGAUGAAAGUGUAUUUGGUUCAGCGCUGACAUAUUCAAAUAUAACAUAUUGUACUUCCCUGUAUGACACGAGAAAACUUGGUAGAGGUCAAAGUGUCAAAACGAUAAUGAUUUUCUUUUAACCAUACAGCAAGGCGAGCCAUCAUUUUUAAAAAGAUAUACAAAGUCUGAGGAUAACCAGGCGGUCCCAAAGCAUCAUGUUGUGUCUCUUCUAUUUAUUUUUUUUUCAGCUGAGCAGCUUUCAAAAAUCUGCUUCACAAAUAACAGAAGCACUCUCGUUUAUGACGUGAUGUAAAGUCCCCAAAAUAUCCUGAGCUGACCUUGAUUUUGGGUCUCACUGAAAAUGUGCACUGGACCAGUGUUUAGAUGAAGACUACAUUUACCACCCAGGUGAAAGACCCCUCCUCUCAAAAGUGUUUCUUUGUACCGCCUCAUGCUUUUGUAAAAACAGCUACUUUGCAAAACCAAUAAACUUCUCAUCUUGGAGAUUUUCUGGUG
Messenger RNA from Labrus bergylta (ballan wrasse), 6077 nucleotides. RefSeq names its product galectin-related protein. Lineage: Eukaryota; Metazoa; Chordata; Actinopteri; Labriformes; Labridae. The record is from RefSeq and is a predicted model, not a curated record. Gene Ontology annotation, molecular function: carbohydrate binding.